Acaulospora morrowiae is the source of this 3210-nucleotide messenger RNA. NCBI's taxonomy places the organism in Eukaryota, Fungi, Glomeromycota, Glomeromycetes, Diversisporales, Acaulosporaceae. The record is from the annotation of a GenBank genome assembly.
AUGGCUUCGUAUCCGCGGGUCAAACGACAAAUUACUGUCGAACGGUGUGAAAAACUUUUAUCUGAACAUUUCUUUACCGACUUAAAUCUACGUUCUUCACUUUAUCAAAAAUGCACGAAUUCGGAAAAGUAUGUUCAACUGUCCGUGUACAAGGUUCCGGACCUUAAGCGCAUUAGCUUUGAGGAGGCUGUGAAAGGAACUUACAAACCCGCAAAACGCGGGGACUCAUUUGGUCCAAGUUGGUCCACGCAUUGGUUUCAUAUUCAUGUUACGGUGCCCGAUGAUUGGAAGCAUGAUGAAGUGCAGUUCAUAUGGGAUGCGAAUAAUGAAGGAAUGAUCUGGAGCACCGAAGGUGUUCCCAUUCAAGGGCUUACCGGUGGCGGAGGUGACACCCGCCGAGUUGAAUACAUCCUCACGCGUCAAUCCAAGGGUGGUGAGAAAUUCGAAUUCUAUCUUGAGAUGGCUUGCAAUGAAUUGUUUGGCAAUGGAUCCAAUGGGCUAAUCAAUCCCCCGGAUCCGGACAAAUAUUACACCCUUAAGCAAGUUGAAUUGGCCGUUCCAAACCAUAGAGCUUGGAGAUUGUUUCACGACUUUGAAAUCAUUCUCGAGAUGGCUAAAUCCAUUCCAGAUAAUACGAUGAGGUCGGCUCAAGCUCUUCACACCGCGAAUCAUAUCGUCAACGUUUUUCGUUCGGACGAUGAAAAUUCCAUUGAUGAGGCACUCGAGAUUUCUCGUGAGUUUUUAAGUCACAAAAAUGGCGGCGGCACGCAUCUUAGGGUGACGGCCAUUGGAAAUUGUCACAUCGAUACAGCUUGGUUAUGGCCAUUUGAUGAGACUAAGAGAAAGGUGGCAAGAAGCUGGUCGACACAGGUUGGAUUAAUGGAGAUUUACCCGGAAUACAAGUUUGCUUGCUCUCAAGCACAGCAGUUUGAAUGGUUACAAACUUAUUAUCCUGCGCUAUUCAAAAAAAUCAAAGAGAAAUCUGCAGACGGGCAAUUCUUACCUAUAGGUGGGACUUGGGUCGAGAUGGAUUGUAACAUCCCCAGCGGGGAGUCAUUCUGUCGACAAUUUUUAUUCGGGCAACGUUUCUUCGAACAGAAUUUUGGUCAUAGAUGCAAAGUAUUCUGGCUCCCAGAUACUUUUGGGUAUUCUGCGCAAUUGCCACAGAUUAUCAGGGGUGCUGGCUUGAAGUACUUUUUCACACAAAAACUCUCGUGGAAUAACAUUAACUCAUUCCCGAACACCACCUUUUAUUGGAUCGGACUCGACGGCAGCAAGGUCUUGACGCAUAUGUGUCCCGCCGAAACAUACGUGGCCCAAUGUAGACCCGGAGAGCUCAUCCGCAGCGUCGAAAACCACAAAGACAAGGAAUUCAGUGAUGAAGCUCUGCUUCUAUUUGGUAACGGAGAUGGCGGCGGCGGACCACUUGCAUCAAUGCUCGAACGGCUUCACCGAUUGAAAGACAUUGACGGCCUUCCAAAAGUUGAAAUAGGUUCGGUCGAUGAUUUUUAUGAGAGGGUUGAGAGAAAUUCUUCCGAGCUAGUCUCCUGGAAGGGGGAACUUUAUUUCGAGCUUCACAGAGGCACAUACACAUCGCAGGGAAAGAUUAAACGGUAUAAUCGAAAGUCCGAGUUGUUGCUGCGAGAUGUGGAAUUGUUGUCAACCUUUGCUUCUCAAAGUGACCAAAAAAAUUGCGAUUAUCCAAAGGAUACAUUGGAUGGAUUAUGGAAAUAUGUUUUAUUAAAUCAAUUCCACGAUGUUUUACCGGGCUCUUCCAUUGAAUCGGUUUAUGUCGAUGCAUACAAGUGUGAACUGACUUCAAAAUUUGACGACUUUACGCCUCAGUUUUACGAAGAGGUUGAAAGGAAAGGUAUUGAACUUCGAGAAAGGGCUCUUGGAACAUUAUUCAAAUCAUCUGCAUCUUCUCCGGAUACCGAGGAAGGGUUACUCGUUUUCAAUACGCUCGGAUGGGAUAGGACGGAAGUUGUUGAAGUUCCGGUUUCUUCCGGAUUGGGUUCCUUUACUCAAUACGCCGUGGAUAAAAAGUCCGGUUAUGUCCUUGUUAAGGAUACUGUUAGCUUGGGCAUUCAAAGCGUAGACGUUGGAACAAGCGAUAUCGGUGAUAUCUCUCCUGCAACUGUUACCUCGGUGGGGCAUGAUUUUUAUCUCUUGGAGAACCAAUUCGUCAAAGCUACUUUCGACAAGCACGGUCGUUUGACAAGUCUCAUCGAUAAAAUAAAAGAUCGGGAAAUUGUUCCCCCUGGUCAAUUUGGAAAUGCAUUCAAAAUUUAUGAAGACAUUCCACUUUUCUGGGAUGCUUGGGAUGUGGAAAUCUAUCAUCUCCAGAAAGGACGUGAUGCUGGUCUCGGUGGAACAGUAAAGAUUUACGAUAAUGGGCCACUCCGUGCUUCGUUGAUCCUGGAGACAAAACUGAGCAAGAAAAGUUCAUUGCGCCAAAUCAUUUCUUUGUCAGUUUUCUCUCAAAGACUAGAUUUUGAGACGGUGGUUAAUUGGGAUGAAAACCGACAAUUUUUGAAAGUGGAAUUUCCAUUUGACAUUAAUUGUGAUUAUGCCACAUACGAAACUCAAUUUGGUUUUAUCCAAAGACCAACCCAUUAUAACACUUCCUGGGAUUCUGCAAAAUUUGAAGUGUGUGGGCAUAAGUUUGCUGAUUUGUCGGAGUAUGGUUAUGGUGUGGCUUUGUUGAACGAUUGUAAGUACGGUUACGCCACUCACGGAAAUGUAAUGCGCUUAUCCCUCCUAAGAUCACCAAAGGCGCCCGAUGAACAUUGUGAUAUUGGUACUCAUGAGUUCAAAUAUGCAAUUUACCCACAUUCUGGUUCCUUUUUGGAAUCAAACGUUGUUCGAGAGGCUUAUCAAUUCAACGUGCCAUUGCUUGUGAGGUCCACACCUAAAGAAUUUACCCAAUCGUAUAAACCGAGAUCCUACUUCUCUGUCGAAAACGCGCCAAAUGUCAUCCUUGAUACUGUAAAACGUGCCGAGGAUUCAGAUGAAAUCAUUCUUCGAUUGUACGAAGCUUACGGUGGCCACGCCACGGCUAGAUUACGAAGCUCACUUUCGGUGGAGAGUAUUUUUGAAACGAACAUCAUGGAGGAUGAACAAAAUCCUAUUGAAUAUGACAUUUUAGGUGGCGCCAAGAUUAAAUUUAAACCAUUCCAACUAAUUACGUUAAAGGUGGUUUUAAGGUGA